ACACGCUGCGGUCAAGAUGGCGGCCGCCAUGGAGGUCCCACGUGGGGUCGGUGCCGCCGCCGACUCGGCAGAGGAGAGCGGUUCUGAGUGGAGUUCAGAGCUCCCAGAAGACAGUUUCUCUUCAGCGGGUGAAGUGAUAGACGGUGACGAUGAGGAUGAGGUGGUGGCCCGCGGCAACAUGGAUGAAAAUGAAGCAGAAUCCCAGGCUGGUCCAAGUGCGGGUUGGGCGGAGGCCAUGGCCAAAGUGCUUAACAAAAAGAUUCCCAAAAGUAAAUCCACCAUAUUGGUUAAAAGUAAAGAGCUGGAGAAGGAAAGAGAGAAAGAAAAACAAGAGAAGCUAGAGAAAAAGAGGCAGCUUGAUAAAAAGCGGGAGUGGGAAAUGAUGUGCAGAGUGAAGCCAGAUGUUGCCAAAGACAGAGAAACGGAAAGAAAUUUUCAGAGAAUUGCCACGAGGGGUGUUGUGCAAUUAUUUAACGCUGUCCGGAAACACCAAAAGAACAUCGAUGAGAAAGUGAAAGAAGCAGGGAAUUCCAAUAGGAAGCGUGCUAAACUGAUGUCAUCUGUUACGAAGAAAGACUUCAUCAAUAUGCUCAGAGAGAGUGAAGGAGCUAAAAGAGAACAAAGUACUUCUGGGAAGACCCUGAAAAGCAAACAGGGUGAAGUGAAACCUGAUGAAGAGCCAGCAUGGAACAUACUCCGUGACGAUUUCAUGAUGGGAGCAUCUAUGAAAGACUGGGAUAAAGAGAGUGACAGGGAAAGCUUCACUGGACAAGAUGGACUAAGGCAGGAUAGUGACAGUGACUGAUGGAGGAAAUAAAAGAACAUUCAAGAUAAAAUGUUAGUUUACUUGAAUAAAAAGCUCUACAUUCUGUGAAUGCACAGCUUUUGGGGACUGUAGUGAUGCCUAUUUUAAGGAAAACAAAGACAUCCUUAGGUUUGGGUGUGGCUUCUUUCCUCAUUCACUUCGAACUUUUAUUUACCAAAACUUCACUCUCUAUACUGAAAUCCUGAAAUAUUUUCCAAAACAUGUAUAAUUUUCAACAUAUUUCCAAAACAUUUUGUACAGUCAAAAUAGUGGCACCUGCCCAAUGAAAGAUAUGUUUUGCCAAGGUCAUUAAAAGUGAAUACAUUGGUCAUGGCUAUUGACGUAUUAUUGUGCCUGAAUUUCCAAAGCUAGGUUGCACCUUGAAAAGGUGUCAGCAAUUUGUAAAAGAAAUGACUUACAAUAAACAUAAAAAUUCCA
Molecule: messenger RNA, 1243 nt
Organism: Gopherus evgoodei (Goodes thornscrub tortoise)
Lineage: Eukaryota; Metazoa; Chordata; Testudines; Testudinidae
Gene: RRP15
Product: ribosomal RNA processing 15 homolog
Exons: 5
Coding region: 17-805 (262 amino acids)
Biological process (GO): maturation of LSU-rRNA; maturation of 5.8S rRNA
Cellular component (GO): preribosome, large subunit precursor
Source: RefSeq, a predicted model, not a curated record